GCAGUUUUCUUCUUCUUCUCGUGCAGCAGCAGAAGCAGAAGCAGCAGCAGCAGCAGCAGCAGCGGCGACAACAGCGGGAGAAAAAUGUCGGAGCCGAACAGACACGACAUUUCUGCCAUUUUCAAGCGACUGCGCUCCGUUCCCACGAAUAAGGUUUGCUUUGAUUGUGCAGCCAAAAACCCCAGCUGGGCCAGCAUCACUUAUGGUGUGUUCCUGUGUAUAGACUGCUCAGGGACUCACAGGUCUCUGGGGGUGCACCUGAGCUUCAUCAGGUCUACUGAGCUGGACUUUAAUUGGUCCUGGUUCCAGCUAAGAUGUAUGCAAGUCGGAGGCAAUGCCAGUGCGAUUGCUUUUUUCAGUCAACACGGCUGCACGGCCAGCGCUGCCAACGCCAAAUACAACAGCAGGACGGCUCAGCAGUACAGAGACAAGCUGAGGACUUUAGCGACGCAAGCCACCAGACGACAUGGCACAGAGCUGUGGCUCGACAGUCAGGCUCCUCUGUCUCCAACAUCACCAGAAGACAAGCAUGUGGAUUUCUUUAGUCUGCAUUCACAGGGAGAACCUGAAACGUUGGACAUGUCCAAAAUGAGUCUGAGCUCCUUCACAACAGAGCCGAGUUCAACUCGGGAAAAAGACGAAGACAGAAACGGUAAUUCAGAGGACGGUCCAAGUGUGGAAAUGCUGAGUGUUUCCCCAAAAGCAAAUCCAGAGCCGCUCUCUCUUCUCAAGAAGAAGCCAGCUGCUGCCAAGAAAACAUUGGCCUCUAAGAAAGGAGGUCUGGGCGCUCAGAAGGUCAGCAGCAAGAGCUUCUCAGAGCUGGAGAAGAAAGCUCAAGCUGCAGACAAGCUGAGAGAGAAGGAGGAGAGCAGCAGCAGCAGCAGCAGCAGCAGCGCCACGGACAAGAGGAAUAUUCAACCUGACCAAUCCAUUGCUCCAUCGCUGCGACUGGCCUAUAAAGAUCUGGAGGAGCAGAGGAAAAAAGAGGAGGCGAAGCUGAAGGGGUUAGAGGGGAAGAGGAAGGAGCAGGCUGAGAGACUGGGCAUGGGCCUAGGCAUGAGGAGUGCCGUUUCACAUUCUGUCACUUCAGACAUGCACAUGAUCGAGCAGGAGAGUCCUCAGGGGACAAAGAGCAACAGGGGACGACGCUUUGUGGAGGAAGACGACGACGAAGGCUCCUUCACGUCCAGGUCAGACACAGAUCUGCUCCGUGACGACGACGACGCCCCUCCUUCACGGGUCCACGUUAAUCACAGCUUCUCUUUCAGGAGGUUUGAGAAUCAGCUGGAACCUUCAGAUCAUUUUCACUCCCGCUGGGAUGAUGGAGGUGAUGCAGGAAACUGGAGCAAGAAACCAGAGGCAGACUUCUACUUGACCUCCACCAUGUCUUCACUUGACGACAGGCCUGCCGCCCGCAGGAAACCAGAACCACUGCCGGUGCUGGAGACGGGAGAAGUUCAGAGGAAGUUUGGAUCUGAUGUCAAAGCAAUCUCUUCUGAUAUGUUCUUUAAAAAACCAGACAACAUGGAGUAUGAAGCCAAAACACGACUGGACAGAAUGUCCGGGAACGCAGCGAUAAGUUCUGCAGACCUGUUUGACGAUCCAAAGAAACACAACGCCACUUCGUACCGUCUGACCAACGUCCUGCCCAACGCUCCCGACAUGUCGCAGCUCAGACUGGGAGUGCGCUCCGUCGCAGGGAAGCUCUCCGUCAUGGCCAGUGGAGUCGUGAACUCAAUUCAGGACCACUACAGUUCUUGAGUGUGUGAGACAGAGUGAGACAGAAGGACAAAGACCACUCACCGUCCUGGAGACAUUUACGUUGUUUAAGUUGUUGUUGUUGUUUAUCGAUAGAGUGGAGAUGACUGAAGCACAAUAUUUGUUCAUCUUGAAGUCAAAUGAAGAAGAUUUAGUUUGCAGUGUGUUGCUGGUGCUGGGUUUACAUGUGUAGUGUGUGUGUGUGUGUGUGUGUGUGUGUGUGUGUGUGUGUGUGUGUGUGUGUGUGUGUGUGUGUGUGUGUGUGUGUGUGUGUGUGUGUGUGUGUGUGUGUGUGUGUGUGUGUGUGUGUGUGUGUAGCAGGGUCACAAGGUUCAUGGUGUGAUGAUUUUUUUAAUUGAUGAGGUCAUAAAAAAAAAAACCUAAGCCGCAAAGACUGUAGAAAGACACACAAUCAUCACACACUCUUUGUCGUGUGUGGCUUUUUUCUUUUUUCUUAAUCUUGCACAUUCCCACGUUUAAAAAAAGAAAAAAAAAAAAAAAGAAAGUGUCCUUUUCUGUCCCUAAAGUGCACUUAAGUUUGCUCUUCCUCACACGGGACCAAACGCUGAUGACGAGGCCUUAAGAGAGCGUUUGUAUGUGAAUUAAGACGAGUCGCUGUGUGUUCCUUGUUUUUGUUGUUGUACAGAGAAGAAACACAGAUUCUGAGCACAUGUCAAAGUUUAAAACAUGACUUUGGUUUUUGUGGAAAUGCACUAUUCACUCUUUCUUUCUUUCUUUCUUUCUUUCUUUCUUUCUUUCUUUCUUUCUUUCUUUCUUUCUUUUUUGGCCUAAAACUUGACCGAGGCGUCGAUGUCUUAUCUGACUCUACAAGAAAAAGAAAAGCCUUUUUCUCAAGCUUUUCCACUAUAAAAAGAAAAAAAACACUAAUCUGGUUAACGUGAAUCUAUGUAAAGAGAGACACUUGUUUUGAUCAUGUGUUUCGUUAGAGUUCCUUUGUUGAUGAUGAUUUCCUGAGU
Molecule: messenger RNA, 2735 nt
Organism: Solea solea (common sole)
Lineage: Eukaryota; Metazoa; Chordata; Actinopteri; Pleuronectiformes; Soleidae
Gene: arfgap3
Product: ADP-ribosylation factor GTPase activating protein 3
Exons: 15
Coding region: 85-1761 (558 amino acids)
Biological process (GO): COPI coating of Golgi vesicle
Molecular function (GO): GTPase activator activity
Source: RefSeq, a predicted model, not a curated record